AUGGUAAAAUGGGCGGUGGAAUUAUCUGAGUAUGACCUGGGGUAUCAGCCCAGAACGGCCAUCAAAGCUCAAGCACUAGCAGAUUUCAUAGCAGAUGGCAUCUCUUUUGGGUCGACUGGAGGGGAGAUAGACCAGGCCAGACCGGAUAGGGAAGUUAAGGACACGCGCGCCGCCAGAGCCACACAGAUCCCGGAGACUGCCAAGGCCGUGCAGAUCAGAGAGGCAGCCGAGGUCCCACGGACCAAAGACGCUGCUGAGGUCGCCCAGGCCAGUCAGGUAGCGGAGGGCGGAUUGACCAGAGAAGCUGGGGAGACCGGACCGGCCCCAGAGGCUGCCGAGGCCAAGCAGGCCAUAGACGCAGCGGAGGUCCAACAGGUCGGAGACGCAGCUGAGGUCGCAUAUCCCGAAGAGACUGCCAAGGCCGAGCUGGCCAGGACAGCUGCCCGAGACGGGAAGGCUAGGGAAACAGCGGAGCAAACAGAGCCCACGUGGACGCUGUAUGUGGACGGGGCGUCAAGUAAAGAAGGAUGCGGAGCAGGGCUUCUCCUAAUCAGCCCUACGGGAGAGGAGCUGCCUUACGCAUUAAGGUUUGAUUUCAGAGCCUCUAAUAAUGAAUCUGAGUACGAAGCUCUAAUUGCAGGAAUGGAGAUGGCUCGGAAGUUAGGGGCCAGAUCGUUGAAAGUCUAUAGCAACUCGCAGCUGAUAGUCAACCAGGUAUGGGGAAGCUACGAAAUCAAAGAGGGGACGCUGAGAAAAUACGUGGCCAAGACACAUGAGCUGAAGGGCCUGUUCGGGCAGUUCGCGCUAGAGCAGAUCCCGCGGAGUCUGAACAAGAGAGCUGAUGCCCUGUCCAAACUGGCCUCCACUUCGGUUGGCACCCUAGGUCGGGAGAUAGUUGUGGAGGUCGUCAGGAGUCGUGCAUAUGAUCAGGUCAGUGCUGCGGUCAUCCAGGUGGUGAGCUCCUGGAUGGACCCCAUUGUUCGAUACUUGGCGCAGGGUGAACUCCCCCCGAGCAGGAUAGAGGCCCGCAAAAUCCUCCUUAAGUCGCAGAGGUACACGCUCGUGCAGGGCGUCCUGUAUAGGAAAUCCUACUUGCAGCCCUGGCUGAGGUGUAUAACAUCUGAGGAAGGGAGCUAUGUCUUGCGCGAGUUGCAUGAGGGCAUCUGUGGCAAUCACGUUGGCUCCAGGGUAUUAGCCAAGAAGGGAAUGCUGGCCGGGAGAUUAUCCCUCUCAGUAGCCCAUGGCCGUUCUUUCAAUGGGGAAUUGACUUGUUGGGGACCAUUUCCACGGGCUCCAGGGGGCUACGAACACUUGGUGGUAGCCAUUGACUACUUCACUAAAUGGGUGGAGGCCGAGCCACUUGGCACAAUCAGCAGUAGGUCAAUUCAGAAGUUCCUAUGGAAAGGCAUAGUCUGCCGAUUUGGCAUCCCUAGGGCUCUCGUCUCGGACAACGGCCGACAGUUCGUGGAUCGUUCGCUUCAAAAGUGGUGCACUGAGCUCGGCAUUCAGCAACACUUCACCUCAGUAGGGCACCCCCAGGCCAAUGGACAGGUCGAGAAUGUUAACAGAACCAUCCUGCACGGUCUGAAGACAAGGAUAGAAUCCGCGCGGACGGGUUGGCUGGACGAGCUGCCCACUAUAUUAUGGGCUUACCGAACUACUCCUCGAACAGCUACCCAGGAGACUCCCUUUGCUCUGGUAUAUGGGGUGGAGGCGGUGAUCCCUGCGGAAAUUGGGAUGCCAUCAGCCAGGGUGCAACACUUCGUGGCCCAGGGCAACAACGAGGAAAUGCGACUCGACCUAGAUCUGCUCGAGCAUAAAAGGGAAGAGGCGGCUAUAAGAAUGGCUAAGUAUAAGAGCCAGGUCGCACGCUACUACAACGCCCGGGUGAGACAACUCUCCUUCAGGACGGGGGACCUGGUGCUACGCAAAAAUUCUGUAAAUCGAGCUGGGGGCACGGGCAAGUUAGAUCCGAAUUGGGAAGGCCCUUACGUCGUAAAAGAAGCUGAUCGAGCAGGGUAUUGUAAGCUAGCUCGUCUGGAUGGAGGCGAAGUCCCACGCACGUGGCACAACUCAAACUUAAGGCUUUUUCUUUAG
This is a messenger RNA of Coffea arabica (coffee), 2097 nucleotides long. RefSeq lists its product as uncharacterized. NCBI's taxonomy places the organism in Eukaryota, Viridiplantae, Streptophyta, Magnoliopsida, Gentianales, Rubiaceae. The record is from RefSeq and is a predicted model, not a curated record. Gene Ontology annotation, molecular function: nucleic acid binding; RNA-DNA hybrid ribonuclease activity. Gene Ontology annotation, biological process: DNA integration.